AUGCCUAUCGAAAAGUAUCCAAUACUUUGCGAGUUACAAGUCAGCAAUGACACGCCUGUUACAAGAUCUUUGUACCAUGAUGCAAAUGCUUGCGUGGAGUUCAUACAGAUAAUAUCAAACCACAUAGACAACACCUUGUUACAAAAAGUGAAAAGUAGCCCUGCUCUCGGUAUCAUGAUUGACGAGAGCACAGACAUUGGUUUGGAGAAACACUUGAUUGUGUAUGUGACCUAUUUGCACGAUGGAGACAUGCACACUAGUUUCCUUACGUUGAUAAAACUCAGUGCUGCAGAUUUUGGCGUGGUACACAACUUGCUUGUGGGUGUUCUCAAGGCCCGUGGCAUAAACCUAGAACGUGUGUAUGGGUUUAGCUCUGAUGGGGCCGCAGUCAUGACCGGAAAACAAAAUGGUGUGUCUGUUCGCUUGAAAUCGGACAACCCAUUCAUGCUUGACAUGCAUUGUGCUGCCCACAGACUGGCAUUGAGUAGCCUUGAUGCAGCGAAGUCUCAUUUCGGAAAAGAGAUCGGUGGCAAAUCGCCGCCUGUUUGUGAAGAGGGAGCCCUCCAAGAAUUUUCUCUGUUCAAAAAUUACAUGUUCGACCUCAAAGUGUCAUCAUUCGAGGGGCUUGCUGACAAAAUACUGUCUCAAGAAGAGAUGUGGGCAAAGUUCCCAAACAUGACGGGGCUUCUUGCCAUCUGCAGGGUGCUCCCUGUCAGUACAGUAGACUGUGAACUAACAAGUGCAAAAUAUUCACAACUGUCGGUGAUACCAACUGGCAGUGAACAUGACAAGCAUUUCCAUGUGAUUGUUAAGACUGCUAAUGCUGAAAAUGAGUCCAAAGCUGCUGGUGGUGACAUGAUGAUAGUUCUUUCUCAGCAAAUCAAAGGAGACGGCAAAUUGGCCAGUCACAUGCAUGACCAUGACAAUGGAACGUACAGCGUCCGGAUUAGAAUUCCUUGGGCCGGAACGACUGUUAUUAGGGUCAAGAAUGCGGCAAAAAUAGAAAACACCUGUUUAAGACUGCGAACUAUGGACACAUACGGAACAUCUGUGUUUUCGAUGAAAAACGUGUGGGGAAUUGGUGGGAAAUUUCUUUAUAAAAACGAAACCGACUUCACAGUGUGCUUGCCGAGUGAAAUGAUGGUGAAUCACACACGUGUAUGCAACUAUACCUCGAUCAACGAUGGAUUGCCGUGGUUCUGUGCCCACCCACGCCCAAAAGAGUUGAGCUGUGAGCACAUUCAAUCAUUCAAUGCGGGUUCGUUUGAUGGCGUGGUCAAAGCUAACAACCCACUGAAAGUAUACGUUCCAUCAGUUGAACAUAUUAAUGCGGUUGCUAAUAUUGAAGCUCCAGCGAAUACACACGAUUUGUAUAUAGAAAAGCCUUUAUGUAAACAGAUGCAAAAAGGAUUAACUUGGAAAAACAUAACUAAUAAUAUUAACGGAUUUUGGAUGAAUAACACGUGGAGUUUAUUCAAUUGCAAGUCGUACAUAGAACAUCAGAACAACACUUACAGGAGUUGUUUAAAAGGAAAAUACAUGUAUUUCUUCGGGGAUUCUACUGCCAGACAGUAUGCGGAAUUCUUUGUGAACGUGGUAUUGGAAACAAGGCCUAGCGUAAAUCUUAGGCGAUUUGGUGAAAACAACACCUACCACUGGCGCAAAACGUUUUCAAGCUUUGAUAUAAAUGUGACAUAUUUAAAGCACGCAAUGCCUUUCACAAAUCCAGUAGUGCCUUUUCGCGGUAUAACUUCAGUAUAUUCUGAACUUCAAAUACUGAGUAAAAGUAGCAUAACUGGUGACAAGUUAAUAUUUGUGUUCGCUUUCCAUGCUCAUUUUCAAUCUUUCCCCAUAUCCGUGUUCAGAGAUAGAACUCGCAGACUUGUGAGUAGCAUUAAAGAAUUCUUGACCUUAAAACCAAAGGCAUUAUUCUUCGUCAAAGGCCCCAAUUAUUGCUUCGACGACACUCACUGGUUUGAUAAUACGUUGACUUUGGUCUACAUAGAAAUAUUACAGCAGGAGUUUGAAAGUCUUCACGACAGAGUAGUCUACCUUGACACGUGGUCCCUGAACGUGAUACACGAGACCAGAAAUAUCCAUCCGGGCCCCGUGACACUGCAGAACCAGAUCAGGCACUUUAUGGCGUACGUUUGUUAAACAGUAGUUUCAUUUGUGACACCUUGUUU
This is a messenger RNA of Dreissena polymorpha, 2186 nucleotides long. RefSeq names its product NXPE family member 3-like. NCBI's taxonomy places the organism in Eukaryota, Metazoa, Mollusca, Bivalvia, Myida, Dreissenidae. The record is from RefSeq and is a predicted model, not a curated record. The coding region runs from base 1 to 2157 and encodes 718 amino acids. The transcript has 3 exons.